AGUGUUCUUGAGCUGUUCUUGGACAUCUGAUUUCCCCCUGUGUGGCUUCCAGAGAGCAUCUCUGUGAGAAAAUGGACGAUGAUGAUGACAUUCCCCAGCUUUCAUCCCAUACAUUGGCUGCCCUCCAGGAGUUCUAUUUGGAACAGCAGCAGAGAGAGGGCAUGAAGACCUCCCAAGGGUUUAAUCAAUAUUCCAUUGGCUCAAUAGAAGAAGACUGGCAACUGAGCCAGUUUUGGUACAGUGAUGAAACUGCAUCAUGCCUGGCUAAGGAAGCAGUUCUGGCAGCUGGAAAAGGUGGCAGGAUAGCAUGUGUUAGUGCACCGAGUGUGUACCAGAAACUGAAAGAACAGGAUGGUGAGGAUUUUUCUGUGUGUAUACUGGAGUAUGACAGAAGGUUUUCUGUGUAUGGAGAAGAGUUUAUCUUCUAUGAUUACAACCACCCUUUGGACUUACCUGAAAAUCUCCUGCCACACAGUUUUGACAUUGUAAUAGCAGAUCCACCCUAUCUGUCCGAGGAAUGUCUUCAAAAGACUGCAGAGACCAUCAAAUACCUGACAAAAGGAAAGAUUCUGCUUUGCACAGGUGCAGUCAUGGAGGAACAGGCAGCAAAGCAUCUUGGUGUGAAGAUGUGCAAGUUUAUUCCAAAACACUCACGAAAUUUAGCCAAUGAAUUUCGAUGCUAUGUGAACUAUGCUUCUGGACUGGACUAAUGCUCCUAAGAUCAUCUACAAAUCUACAGCUUUGUCAGUCAAGCUUCUUUCUGUUUGCUGUCAGUUAUGCACAUUUCUGAGGGCUGGCAUAGUCAGCUCUGAGUACUGUUCUGUGGCAUAGCUGGAAUCAGCACAGUGUGAUGGCCUCUCUCUUUUAAAUGAGUAAGCGUUUGCAGUUACUGCGUUUUGUAUCAGGUAAAUGCAGACCAAGCAAUGCAGGUGCUGGAUAAUGGGAACUUCUUUGUUAGACUUUAAUUCUGACUGGUAGCUUUUACUGUAUGAGGACACGUCAGUGACCUCUUUGAAGUGAAUUUCGCUUAUAACAACACAUAGGUGUUUGCCUUGCAGGCAUCAGAAUCGUCAUUGCCAAAGAAUGUGAUACUUCUGUAGUAGUGUGACCUACACAUGUCCUUUAAAUCUUGAAUCACAAUGGCUCUGAUUAAAUAUAAUGCCUGCUUUUUAAUAAUUUCAGUAUCAAGCUAAAGAGGAUGUACAGGUAUGUCAAGUUACAAGAAUGGGUACGAUUUUUUUUCCCAGUUACCUGAUUUUAUCUUUUUCUCCUGUUCCACAGACAGCAGCAGAGCAGUAGAAUAGAAGCAUCCUAAAAAUCAUUGAAUCUUACAAGGCCACUGAGGAAUAAUAUAUUGAUAAACUCCCACUGUUUCAAAUGGAAAAAUGUUAGAUUUUAUAUUCAAGAUUUGGUCUAUAUUUCAGUCAAAAUAGGUAAUACAUUGGAAAGGCUUUGCUUUGCAUAAGUAGAGAUUUUUGAUAACUGGGAAUUUUGAAGCCACUUUUGACUAGCCUUUUGACUACACUACUGAAGUAUUUUUUGGAUGGAGAUUAGUUCAUAAAUUUCAAGGCACUCAACACUUCUAUAAUCUCUAAAAACACUCUACAAAACACAAGCACUUGUCUUUGUAUGUCAUACUGUGUAAAAGUUAACAGAAAUGCUGCAUCUACAAGACAAAUCAUAUAAAAUCAAGUACUGAAUUUAUUUGUGGUGGGAAUAAGCCUAAUUAAGCUUGUGAGAUGAGACUUUUUAUAAGGCACUGAUAAUACUCAUGUUUCUGCUGUUUGGAUGCAGAUUUUCCCAUCUGGUGGAGUAAACAGCUGAGCAAGAAUCAUAUAGAUGGAUUCUAAUCCUCUCUCAGUGCUCAGAGAAUGGUGUUGUCUGAGCUGAACACAAAAGUGGUUCAUAAACAGCCACCCAAUCCACUCUAGCUCUCCUCCCCAUUUUCCAAGAGAUCUGUUUGCUUGCUAAGGCUUUUCCCUCCUCACAUUUAUACCUGCUGCUCCUUCCCUGCGUGCAGUGUUCCUGGGCUCCAUGGUAACAGUUUUCUCCCUCUUGCACAUGCCUUGGUUUCUGUCAGGCUGGUCACAGGUGUUGUUAAAACAGGGGAAGUGCAGGAGGGAAAUGCUCGCAGGGAGAACAGGCGCCGGCCUCUCCUUUCUGCUGUGUGAGCCAGGGCCCACACAGUCUUGCCUUUCAAAGCAGAUGCUGAGCCAGAACUCCCCUGAAAAUGGCUGUUCACAGGUGAAAUACACCUGGCUUUAGUUGUUUUCUGGGAGGCUACAUCAUCACUUUCAUGUGGCCAGUUUGAAAAUAAAGCAAACCAGAAUGGGAACUGCGUAGCUCUUGGCACUAACCUGUACUUGAAACUGGUUCAUUACCUCAGUGUCUUGCACACCAAGCAGAUGGAGAUAAUGAAGUAACUCCUGAAACUUUGUUAUUAACUGCAUAGAGGCUUCAAGUGGGACAGGUAUGAUUGCCAGAAGGAAUGAUACUGUUCCCCUGCCACCCACCUAAAUUAGAAUGUGCUGUUCAAAUUGAAGCCUCACCUAUUUUGCUGUUUUAUUUGCUUCGUUUUGGUAAGUGUGUAUUAUUGGGCUCUCCAUAGCAGAAUUAAAGGUCAACUUCACUAACUUCAUCAGAGAUAUUUCUUAAAAAGAUAAAAGUGCACCGUUCAGUUUUACCAAGAAGUUCACUUCCAAGAAAAUCACUGCUGCUUCUCACAUGUAGGUCAGACUGCUUGAAAAGGGGCACUGUGAAGAUGCACAGUUACGGAACUGUGGGUGCAUGGAAAUCUGUGCAGAUGCACUCAACAGAGCAGCCCGUUGUCCAGCAGCCUCCCUCUUAAAAGCCUGGGGACUGCAGGCAGCUGCCCAGGCAGAGCUUGACUAGUGGCAUUUACAGCCUUCAUUCAGUGAUGAGAGGUAAACUAUUUUUGUCUUAUUUGAUUCCAAGGAAGUAGCUGUUUCUGAGAAGGGUACAAGUCACAAAAAUCCAUAGUGAAUUUGUGUUUUGUGCCAGUGUGGUAACUUUAAGAAAUAGUACAUGACAUCAAAACCCUCUUUUCUUCUGUAACAGGAUUGUGAAUAAAAAUGUCAGUGUCAAGUA
Zonotrichia albicollis (white-throated sparrow) is the source of this 3108-nucleotide messenger RNA. Lineage: Eukaryota; Metazoa; Chordata; Aves; Passeriformes; Passerellidae. The record is from RefSeq and is a predicted model, not a curated record.